AAUAGCCCUAGUGACCUCUGGUAACCCUGCACCAUAACAAUCUUGGUGUGCUAAGGGCUGACGUGGACCUUAUUUCGGCCUUUUUUCAACUGAUUAAGAAUCCCCAGGGCCUCUAGUUAAGGUGUAAGGCCACAGGGGCUUCACAGGGGAGUGUCUAAGGGCCAGUCACCCCCCGAGGAAGAUGGGGAGCCGAAGCCGGUCCAGCUCCUCUGAGAGUGAGGACGAGAGGAGUCACAGGAGGCACCGGGAGAGGGAGAGGAGCAGCGGGGGACGGCACGAGACCCACAAGGGAAGAUCCAAGCACCACAAGUCCUCCAAGAAGCGAAGCAGGGACAGGAGCAGGGAGCGGAAGCGAGACAGAAGCAGGGAGAGGAAGCAGGACAGAAGCAGAGACAGGAGCAGGGACAGAAAACCCGAGAAAAGCAGGGAUAGGAACAGGGAUGUAAGCAGAAACAGGAGUAAGGAACGCAAGGCAGAGAGAAGCAGGGAGCGUAGCAGAGAUGAAAGCAGAGAUAGAAGCAGAAACAGGAGUAAGGAACGCAAAGCAGAGAGAAGCAGAGAACGCAGCAGAGAUCAAAGCAGGGAGAGGAGUGUAAGCAGGGAGAAACAGAGAAGGGAAAGAAGUAGAGGCAGCCGUCAUCACUCGAGGGAAGAAAGACGUUCCAGAAAGAGAGACAGUCGACACAGGAGGCGAAAGAGGGACAGUUCCAGCUCCGACGACGAUUCCAGCGACAGAGAUGACCCGAGAAGCAAAACAAAGCCCACCAGUGACUCGGAAAAGGGUCCAAUUAAGAGUUCAAGCAUUGGGGGGGAGAGAGAGAGUGAGAAAAAGUUAAUCAAGGAGGAGAAGGAGACGGAAAACAAAUCGUCCAAAAAUACAAUUGACGUGGUGAAGCUCGAAAUUAAAAAGGAGCCAAUUGAAGAUGCAGAUAGAACAGUUGAGAAGGAGACUAACAAGACCUCAAGUAGAAAGGCCAAUGAGGGUGAGAAGGAAAUUGCCAAGAGUUCAAGUAAGAAAUCUAGCGAGGAGGAGAAGGAAAUUGCCAAGAGUUCAAGUAAGAAAUCUAAUGAGGGUGAGAAGGAAAUUACCAAGAGUUCAAGUAAGAAAUCUAGCGAGGAGGAGAAGGAGAUUCCCAAGAGUUCAAGUAAGAAAUCUAAUGAGGAUGAGAAGGAAGUUGCCAAGAGUUCAAGUAAGAAGUCUAAUGAGGGUGAGAAGGAAAUUGCCAAGAGUUCAAGUAAGAAAUCUAAUGAGGGUGAGAAGGAAAUUACCAAGAGUUCAAGUAAGAAAUCUAGCGAGGAGGAGAAGGAGAUUCCCAAGAGUUCAAGUAAGAAGUCUAAUGAGGGUGAGAAGGAAAUUGCCAAGAGUUCAAGUAAGAAAUCUAAUGAGGAUGAGAAGGAAAUUGCCAAGAGUUCAAGUAAGAAAUCUAGCGAGGAGGAGAAGGAGAUUCCCAAGAGUUCAAGUAAGAAGUCUAAUGAGGAUGAGAAGGAAAUUGCCAAGAGUUCAAGUAAGAAAUCUAGCGAGGAGGAGAAGGAAAUAGAGAAGAGUUCAAGUAGAAAGGAAAACAUAGGAGAGAAAAUAGAUAAGAAUUCAAGCAAAAAGGACGAGACUGAAAAGGAAAUUGAAAAGACCUCAAGUAAGAAGGAUAUUGAGAAGAGUUCAAAGGCCAGCAAGGAUGAGAAGGAAAUUGAAAAGACCUCAAGUAAGAAGGAUAUUGAGAAGAGUUCAAAGGCCAGCAAGGAUGAGAAGGAAAUUGAAAAGACCUCAAGUAAGAAGGAUACUGAGAAGAGUUCAAAGGCCAGCAAGGAUGAGAAGGAAAUUGAAAAGACCUCAAGUAAGAAGGAUAUUGAGAAGAGUUCAAAGGCCAAUAAGGAUGAGAAGGAAACUGAAAAGACCUCAAGUAAGAAGGACAUUGAGAAGAGUUCAAAGGCCAGCAAGGAUGAGAAGGAAAUUGAAAAGACCUCAAGUAAGAAGGAUAUUGAGAAGAGUUCAAAGUCCAACAAGGAUGAGAAGGAAAUUGAAAAGACCUCAAGUAAGAAGGACAUUGAGAAGAGUUCAAAGUCCAACAAGGAUGAGAAGGAAAUUGAAAAGACCUCAAGUAAGAAGGAUAUUGAGAAGAGUUCAAAGGCCAGCAAGGAUGAGAAGGAAAUUGAAAAGACCUCAAGUAAGAAGGAUAUUGAGAAGAGUUCAUAUAAGAAGGAAUUAGAGAGAAGUGAAAAAGAAGCAGACAAGACCUCAAGCAAGAAGACCAAUGAAAACACAAACAAUGCCGUCGAGAGAGAGACAGAAAAGGAAUCAAGCAAAACCAAGAACAGCGAAAAGGAGUCGAGCAAGAACACAAACAUUAGUGAGAGAAAGACUUCCAAGGAGUCAACAAGCAAGAACGCAAAUGAAGAUACAAAGAAAGAAAUGAAGUCUGCAAAACCAAGCACCUUGGAAGUCACAGAUGUUCCUCCUAAAGACACGGAACACAAAAAAUCUUCCACUAGCAAAGACCAGAAGAGAAAGUCCGAAGUAUCAAAGGACGAAAAGAAGACUGGAGAUAAACAUGAGAAUAUUGAAGUAGUGAGAGAACCGUCAGUAACUAAACACAAGGGAAAGGAUGUAAAUGAAGCUCCUGGAGAGAAAUCCGAAGCCACAAUUUCAAAGUCAAAGAAAUCAGAGGAAGUGAGAAAAGAAGAAGGAAAGAAAGGAAGUUCGAAGGAAAAGGUAGAUGUGUUGAAGGCUAAGGAUGCUAAGAGUGAGGAUAGUGGGAAAGAGGAAGGGGAAAUCAUCGAGAACGCCAAGAAAACGGAUGUGGAGAAAGACGAGAGCGAGAAGGAGGACAAAACAAAGCCGGAAAAGGAGAAGAAAAAGGACUCGAAGCGGAAAAGCGAAGACGACCACAAAAAGAAACACAAAAAACAUAAGCAUAAGAAACACUCGUCCAGCAGUGAAAGCGAGAAAGAGAGCAAGGAGAAGGACAGCAACAAGAAGCCGGAUUACGACAGCGAUGAAACCACAGAGCAGGAGUUACUGAGGAAGAAACGGCAACUCGAGGAACAGUUACAGCUUGAAGAGGAGAUUCAGCAACGCACGAAGAAUCUCGAGAAGGAACGUGAAGCAGCUCGCGCCAAGAAACUCAAGUCUGCCGUGAAUCCCGAGGCAACAAAAACAACUGAGAAGGACGACUCAUCACACUCGGACUCACAUUCUCGCUCCCCAAGUCGACAGAAGGACCGGAAACAGGGGAAGGAGGAGAGGAACGGCCGAGGAGAGAAACGAUCACGGUCUAGAAACUACUCGGACGAUGAAGCUGAUGAACCACAGAUCGGCGCAAGGUACUGGGGUGGUGACAGUCCCAAGGAUGCCGCACUACACAAGGCCAAGCAGCUCAAGACUAGCGACACAUACUGGAAUAAAUACGCCGAUAAACUGGGCAUUCAGAUCGAGGACCCAAGGAACCAAGAUCCAGAAUGGGAGAAGAGGAGAGACAGGGACAGAAAAGAUGAUAGAAAAAGGGACUCCUCAACAGACAGAGACAAACGAGGGAGAUCAGAGGAAGGGGCGAGAAAGGAGAGCAGGAAGAGGGACGAAGGGAAUGAAAAGGAGAAUUCCAACUCCACCAACAAACCUUCCGCACCCCCUGCACGCGACCUGAUCAAGAAACCUGUAAUGGACCCGCUCACGACCAAGACAGGCGGGGCUUACAUCCCUCCCGCCAAGCUGAAGAUGAUGCAAGCGCAGAUCACGGACAAGUCAAGCGCCAUCUUCCAGAGACUAGCUUGGGAGGCAUUGAAGAAGUCCAUCAAUGGCCUCGUCAAUAAGGUGAACGUCUCUAACAUCGGGAUCAUCGUCCGAGAGCUCUUCCAGGAGAAUAUUGUUCGAGGGAGGGGUGUCUUGUGUAGGGCUCUCAUGCAGGCACAGGCGUUCUCUCCGACCUUCACCCAUGUUUACUCUGCCCUGGUCGCCAUCAUCAACUCCAAGUUCCCACAGAUUGGUGAGCUGUUACUGAAGCGUUUGGUGAUUCAGCUGAGGCGUGGCGUCAAGAAGAACGACAAGAAUGUGUGCAUGUCUUCCUGUAAGUUCAUAGCCCAUUUAGUCAAUCAGCAAGUGGCCCAUGAGGUGGUGGCACUAGAGAUCUUAACCUUCCUGCUGGAGAGGGCAAAGGACGUCACCUCGGACUCAGAAGUCGCCCAAAAGUCCAGAAACAACUCGUGCGAACUGGCCAUCGUGUUCUUCACCGAGUGUGGGGAGAAGCUGAACGAGGUCAGUCCGAGGGGGAUGAAGAUCAUUCUGGAGACCUUCAGGAACAUUCUGCAUGAGGGGAAGCUGGAAACGCGUGUCUCGUACAUGCUGGAGGUGACCUUUGCCACAGUGAAGGACGGAUUCAAGGACCACCCAGCCGUGCCCGAGGAGCUGGAUUUAGUUGAGGAAAAUGAGCAGUUCACUCACAUUGUAGAACUUGACGGGAAACUGGAUGCUCAGGAUAUCCUCAAUGUCUUCAAGCACGACCCAGAGUACGAGGAGAGUGAGGAGAAGUACAAGGAGAUACGUAGCAGCAUCUUAGGCGAGGACAGCGAUGAGAGUGGCUCCGAGGGCGGGUCUGAGAGCGACGACGAGGAGUCCGAGGAUGAUGAGGAGGCGGCAAAGGAAGCACAAACCAUCGUGGAUGAGACCGAGACCAACAUGGUGGCCUUCCGUAGGACCGUUUACCUCACCAUACAGUCAUCGCUGGACGUCGAUGAAUGCGCCCACAAGCUCCUGAAGGGGGAGAUCAAGCCAGGCUGGGAAUCAGAGCUCUGCAAUAUGAUCCUAGAUUGCUGCGCCCAACAGCGUACAUAUAUCAAGUUCUAUGGUCUCCUGGCCCAGCGGUUCUGCAUGAUCAACAAGCUGUACCAGGAGCCAUUCCAGCAGAUCUUCAAGGAUGCGUACGACACCUGCCACCGCCUGGAAACAGAGAAGCUGCGGAACGUGACGCGACUCUUUGCGCACCUCCUGUUCUCGGACGCCAUAUCCUGGGAGGUGUUGUCGCACAUCCACCUGAAUGAAGACGAGACUACCAGCUCCUCGAGGGUCUUCAUCAAGCUGCUCUUCCAGGAAUUGGCCGAGUUUAUGAGCCUGGCCAAACUCAAUGAGAGGCUCCGAGACCCCACGCUGGCUCACGCCUUUGAGGGUCUGCUGCCGCGGGACAACCCUCGGAACACUCGCUUUGCCAUCAACUUCUUCACCUCCUGCGGUCUGGGCGGCCUCACGGAUGACCUACGAGAGUUCCUUCGCACACAGCCCAAACCGACAGCUGUUGUGGCUCCCGUUCAGCAACAAAUUAACAAGGUGGAGGAGAUCAAGGUGGAGAGCAACAGCAGCAGUAGCAGUAGCAGCAGCAGUGACAGCAGCAGCGACAGCAGUGACAGCAGCAGCAGUAGUAGCGAGAGCAGUAGCAGUGACAGCAGCAGCAGUGAUAGCGAUAGCAGCAGUAGCGACAGCAGCAGUGAUAGCUCGGACAGCUCUUCGGACAGCAGCAGUGACAGCGCCGACUCUUCAAGUGACUCGGGUGAUUCAUCAGGAAACGAGCGAAGGUCCAAGAAGAAGCACAGAAUGAAAGACUCCAAGAGAAGCUCCAGUGACAAGGGCAAAGGAAGGUCCAGCAGGAAGAGAGACAAAUCAAGAGACAGAAAGGCGAGGAGGAGCAAGAGGAGCGACACCGAGGAAGACAACAGUGGAAGGGCCGAGAGAAGUAGCCACAAGGAAGAUCGAAAGGGAUCACACGAGAGGCGAAGAAGCCGGCACUCGAAGGAAGACAGGCGGCGUUCUGAGAGCUCAAAGAAGGAGAGGGAAAGGGAGAGGAGCCACGACCACAGCGAGAGGGAGGAGAGGAGGCACGGAAGGUCCCACAGGAGGAAGGAUUAUGAGGAGGAUUCAGGAAAGCGUUCAAAGACGGAUGUUAGAAAGGAACACAAGAGGACGCACAGCAGCGAUGAAGAGGAGUAUGAGCAGAGGAGGGAGAGCAGUGUGGAUAGAGGUGAGAAGAGGAGGAGAAGGAAGUGAGGCUUGGUUGAAGGAGUGGAUAGGAGAGAUAGGAAAGACGUAGAAGUUCUUUAAGGAAAUAGAAAAUGAAGAACUAUGUUUUGUGUGGACAGAAUUGAGAAGAGGAGGAGAUGAAAGUGAAGUUUGGUCAAAAAAGGGGAUAGAAUGAUCUGAACACAAGCAAAAGGGGGAAAAAUAACAUGAUCUUCACAUAUAAAUACAAGGGGUCAGGAAAUGGAGGGAUGAAUUCAGGUGGACAGAAGUGAGAUGAGAAGGAAGUGAGGAAUGGUUUAAAAAGAGUAUAGCAUGAUCUGAACACAAGCAAAAGGGGAAAUAUGGGGAAUUGUAUAGUUUUUUCAUAGAAGUUAGGAAGGCUGCCUCGAUUAAAUGUAUGGAUAUCAUGCUCUUUACACACAUAAAAAGGGAAGGAAUAUAGAGAGCUGCAUAUUUGAGUAAAAAAGUGAGUUUCUGGGUGGAUAUCAUGACCUUUACCUACAAAUAAAAAAGGAAGAGAGUGUUAAGGUGCAUAUUCUAGCUAGACUAAACUCGCCAGUGCCAGAUAUAAUGCCAAACUUGACCUCUGUAAGCAAAGAAGCAACAGGAGGCAGUUUGAGCGGAGGACAUUCAACAGUGUAAGUGUCUGUAGAGUGGACAAGAUGAUCUCACACAUUGGAAAGGGAAAAAAAUAAUGUGUAUAGUUUAACGUAAGAUAUAUUGAGGGAUCCUUGAAGCUCCUAUGUAAGUCCUAUGUAGGGGUUCUGUGUAGAGGGAAUUGCUAUGCUUAUUUGUCUCUUAUCUGUCUGGAAAUGACAACCAGAGCCAUAGAAUAGAAGAGUUUGACCGACUUCAUCACAGUGAGCUUAUUACCGAAAAAGUCUCGUGAAACUCAAAUUGAUUAUGAUACUACAGUGUUUUUAGAGCCCCAGGUAUUUCUUAGGGAUUCUGAUGUUACCUAGAACACAAAAAAACUCUUGUAUCAGCGUCCAUAUGAAGAGACUUGUGGAACUCAAAUUGAUUAUGAUAUGACAGUGUUUUUAAAGCCCUAAGUACUUCUUAGGGAUUCUGAUGUUACGUAGAGCUAAAAAAAACCUCUUGUAUCAGUGUCCAUGUGAAGAGACUCGUGGAACUCAAAUUGAUUAUGAUACUACAGUGUUUUAGAGCCCUAGGUAUUUCUUAGAGAUUCUGACGAUACCUAACUCUUGUAUACCUAUUUGAAUUCUGUAUUGUUCUUUUCGUAACGGCCUGUGACGAACGUGGUCAAACUUUUCUGUCCUAUGGCUCUGGUAAUGUCUAGGAGUGGCUAGGUACAAUUCUUCCCUCUAUAUAGAAGCUUUAAGAGUCCCCCAUCGAGUAAGGACAAGCUGAUGGACCGCCCCAAUGCCUGUAGGUGGGAAUUCUGGCAACAUUUUAAACCAUUUCAUUUACGUAACAUCGUUUUACCGUAGAAUAAGUGGCAGCCCAGGAAAUGUUCGCCGAUAAGAGUCAGCUUCUUUCGACCUUAGAAUAAAUCAAAUGUUAAACUGU
Messenger RNA from Eriocheir sinensis (Chinese mitten crab), 7528 nucleotides. Its product is annotated as pre-mRNA-splicing factor CWC22 homolog. The record is from RefSeq and is a predicted model, not a curated record. The coding region runs from base 182 to 6025 and encodes 1947 amino acids. Gene Ontology annotation, biological process: mRNA splicing, via spliceosome. The transcript is spliced from 5 exons. Gene Ontology annotation, cellular component: catalytic step 2 spliceosome. Gene Ontology annotation, molecular function: RNA binding; protein binding. Lineage: Eukaryota; Metazoa; Arthropoda; Malacostraca; Decapoda; Varunidae.